UUAAGCUUGUGUUGUGUCGCAUUACAUUGACAUUGUAUUUUUAAUUAGAAAAGGCGCAGAAACAGAAACAGAAAGAAUGGCUGGUCCCGGCAAAUGCUUCCUCGUGACGGGUCCUCCGGGUGUGGGAAAAACCACUCUUAUUAUGAAAGUAUUCGAGUCCCUCAAAGUCAAUCCAUCCCUCAAGCUUCAGGGCUUCUACACUCGGGAAAUUAGGCGCGCCGGCCAGAGGGUUGGUUUUGAAGUGGUCACACUCGACGGUCGCACUGCCCCACUUGCUUCCAUCGACAUUUCAACCCCCGAGUCUCUCAGAUGGCCUAAUGUUGGCAAGUAUAAAGUUGAUGUUGCUUCCUUCGAGUCACUAGCACUUCCCGAGUUACAGGUUAAAGAAGACACUGAUCUCUUCAUCAUUGACGAAGUUGGUAAGAUGGAGUUGUUCAGUUCCUCAUUCUUCCCUGCAGUUCUAAGAGUUUUGGAGUCAAAUAUCCCAGUUUUGGCUUCCAUUCCAGUUCCAAAAUUCGGCAGAGACAUACCUGAAGUUGCAAGGUUGCGGAAUCAUGCAGGGGCAACUUGUUUUACAUUGAGCGUUAGUAACAGAGAUGCUGUUAGAGAACAGAUACGCUCACAAUUGGAAGAUAUGCUGACAAAACACUAGUCAUUGCAAGUUUGUGGUCUGAAUUCAUACCGUGUAAUGUAGAAUAAAUUAUGAAUUUAUGAUGGGCUAAUACUAUUUAGUGAGAGAAAAAAAAGUGCAAAUCUUAAUCGAGCCUUAAAUAAGUUGAUAAGCUAGUUGAGCUUUGAAUACCAUUAGUAGUAUACAUGACUUAUCUGCAUGAUAGUCCUUUUGUAAUGACUUAUCUGUAUGUCUGUAUUAUGGACAAUAUCUUCUGCAGGAAACUGAAAAUCUUAAUCCAUGUAAUACAUGA
Glycine soja is the source of this 923-nucleotide messenger RNA. RefSeq names its product cancer-related nucleoside-triphosphatase. The coding region runs from base 77 to 652 and encodes 191 amino acids. NCBI's taxonomy places the organism in Eukaryota, Viridiplantae, Streptophyta, Magnoliopsida, Fabales, Fabaceae. The record is from RefSeq and is a predicted model, not a curated record. The transcript is spliced from 6 exons. Gene Ontology annotation, molecular function: ATP hydrolysis activity.